Messenger RNA from Artibeus jamaicensis (Jamaican fruit-eating bat), 2959 nucleotides. It is a transcript of the gene GAN, whose product is annotated as gigaxonin. Gene Ontology annotation, biological process: cytoskeleton organization. The transcript has 11 exons. Bases 187 to 1983 code for a protein of 598 amino acids. NCBI's taxonomy places the organism in Eukaryota, Metazoa, Chordata, Mammalia, Chiroptera, Phyllostomidae. Gene Ontology annotation, molecular function: protein binding. The record is from RefSeq and is a predicted model, not a curated record.
UCUCUCGCCGCGGAUGGCGCAGGCGCGUUUCGGGGGCUCCGCUUCUGGGAUCACUGAUAGUUGGGCCGAACGGGCGCGCGCGCGCGCCGGCUGUGCAGGGGGGCCGCGCGUCGGACGCGGACGGCUCCAGGGGCCCGGCGUGGCUGCGUCGGGAGCGGGACCGGCCGGUGACUAGCGGGCGCUGCGAUGGCCGAGGGUAGCGCGGUGUCCGACCCGCAGCACGCCGCGCGCCUGCUGCGAGCGCUCAGCUCUUUCCGCGAGGAGUCCCGCUUCUGCGAUGCGCACCUGGUCCUCGAUGGGGAGGAGAUCCCCGUGCAGAAGAACAUCUUGGCGGCAGCCAGCCCGUACAUCAGGACAAAGUUAAACUAUAAUCCUCCAAAAGAUGAUGGAUCAACCUAUAAGAUUGAACUUGAAGGGAUAUCGGUAAUGGUUAUGAGAGAGAUCCUGGAUUACAUCUUCAGUGGGCAGAUCCGGCUAAAUGAAGAUACCAUCCAAGAUGUUGUACAGGCAGCGGACCUGCUCCUGCUGACGGACCUUAAAACUCUGUGCUGCGAGUUUUUAGAAGGCUGCAUCGCUGCCGAGAACUGCAUUGGGAUCCGUGACUUUGCCCUUCAUUACUGCCUGCACCACGUGCAUUACCUUGCCACGGAAUACCUGGAGACCCACUUCCGAGAUGUCAGCAACACAGAAGAAUUCCUAGAACUGAGUCCUCAGAAGCUUAAAGAAGUGAUUUCUCUUGAGAAGUUAAACGUUGGCAAUGAAAGAUACGUAUUUGAGGCAGUAAUUCGAUGGAUAGCACACGAUACAGAAAUAAGAAAGGUCCACAUGAAGGAUGUUAUGUCAGCACUGUGGGUUUCAGGGUUAGACUCCAGCUACUUACGAGAGCAGAUGCUGAACGAACCGUUGGUUCGAGAAAUUGUCAAAGAGUGCAGCAACAUACCACUGAGCCAGCCGCAGCAAGGAGAGGCAAUGCUGGCCAAUUUCAAACCCCGGGGCUACUCGGAAUGCAUCGUGACUGUUGGUGGAGAAGAAAGAGUUUCACGGAAACCAACAGCAGCAAUGCGAUGUAUGUGCCCUCUUUAUGACCCCAAUAGGCAGCUUUGGAUUGAACUGGCCCCUCUAAGCAUGCCAAGAAUUAACCACGGAGUGCUCUCAGCAGAAGGAUUUUUAUUUGUAUUUGGGGGCCAAGAUGAAAAUAAGCAGACCCUAAGCUCUGGAGAGAAGUACGACCCAGAUGCAAACUCGUGGACUGCAUUGCCACCAAUGAACGAGGGAAGACAUAACUUUGGAAUUGUGGAGAUAGAUGGAAUGCUGUACAUUUUAGGAGGAGAGGAUGGGCCCAAAGAGCUAAUUUCCAUGGAGUGUUAUGAUAUUUAUUCCAAAACCUGGACAAAGCAACCUGAUUUGACCAUGGUUAGAAAGAUUGGCUGCUAUGCAGCUAUGAAAAAGAAAAUCUAUGCCAUGGGCGGAGGGUCGUACGGAAAACUUUUCGAAUCCGUGGAAUGUUACGACCCACGGACCCAGCAGUGGACUGCCAUCUGUCCACUGAAAGAGAAAAGAUUCGGAGCGGUGGCCUGUGGCGUGGCCAUGGAACUGUACGUGUUUGGCGGUGUCCGAGGCCGCGAGGGCAUCCAGGGCAGCAAUGAGAUGGUGACCUGCCAGUCGGAAUUCUACCAUGACGAGUUUAAAAGGUGGAUCUACCUUAAUGACCAGAAUUUAUGCAUCCCCGCCAGUUCCUCUUUUGUUUAUGGAGCUGUACCCAUAGGAGCCAGUAUUUAUGUUAUCGGAGAUCUUGACACGGGCACCAAUUACGACUACGUGCGUGAGUUUAAAAGAAGCACUGGAACCUGGCACCACACUAAACCACUCCUUCCAUCCGACCUCCGCCGCACUGGGUGUGCAGCCUUACGUAUUGCAAAUUGCAAGCUUUUCCGCCUGCAGCUUCAACAAGGCUUAUUUCGUAUCCGUGUUCAUUCACCUUGAAGAGGAAGCGGAGCGGAAGCAGAGCUCCUGACCAAGUGCACCAUCACAGGGCUUCACGCGAGGGGGACCGAGAUGGCAGCCUAAACUUGCUCUGCAUGCCAGGCUUUGUGUGGUAACUCUGGUGGUUUUAUAAUGCUUAGACGCUUGAGCUUCAGCUCUUGUUUGGGAGAACAUGUAACUGUUCAAAAACUACCUGGCAGGAAUUGGUUCCUCCAGUUAGGUGUGUCUGUAGACAAAUGGAGGCUAGACUGUCAAAAGGAAGGGGGAGGUGGGAAUCAGUAAUUAUGUAAAAUAUUGAAGUUAAAAUACUAAGGUGCAUUUUUCCUGAAGGUACACUGCUGUGUACCCGGCUUUGGUAAGCAAACAAACAAAAAUCCGUAUAUGCAAAUCAACAUAUCCAAGCAUACCAAGACUGCUUUUGUACUGCACUUGGAAGGAAACAUUAUGCCUAACCCCACCUGCCCAACAAAUUAAGGAUUGUGCCUAAAAUGUUACAUUGGAUGGUGUGCCAGCUAGUCUCCAUUUACUACUAGUAUUCUGUGCUAAGAAUCUUUUUAAAACUAUAUUAUGGUAAAUUGAAACUAAGAUAAAAUUUCUCUUUGAUGACAUUCUAUCUUAGUAACACUCAGUAAAUUAACAAGUCAGGUUGCAGCCCUCGUAUGAAUUUAAAGGAAGUUGCUAACUUCUGUGUUAAUUUGGAUUGGGGUGUGUCCCGCCAUGAUUUCUGGGGUAGUGCUCUUGGAGUUGUGAAGGAUCCCAGGCAGUGCCAGUCUUCCCUUCGAGUAAUCAAAACCAUCUUAUGAAUUUGAGCAGGUUAGAGAGGAGGAGAUUUUAUAACAGAAAGACCUGAGUCAGAUAAAUAAUAAUGGUCUGCUGUGACCACACAAAAAAAUAAUAAUAAAAUAAAAUUUAAAAAAAAAAACUGACCAGACAAAAUAUAACGGGAUCAAAACUUUUAAAAAUAAUCUGUCUGAAA